Messenger RNA from Monomorium pharaonis (pharaoh ant), 2928 nucleotides. RefSeq names its product folliculin (gene BHD). Lineage: Eukaryota; Metazoa; Arthropoda; Insecta; Hymenoptera; Formicidae. The transcript has 12 exons. The record is from RefSeq and is a predicted model, not a curated record. Gene Ontology annotation, biological process: negative regulation of transcription by RNA polymerase II; positive regulation of transforming growth factor beta receptor signaling pathway; positive regulation of TORC1 signaling. The coding region runs from base 254 to 2542 and encodes 762 amino acids. Gene Ontology annotation, molecular function: glycerone kinase activity; GTPase activator activity. Gene Ontology annotation, cellular component: cytosol.
GUACAUGGAUCUGGUAGUUUAUCUCCUGGAUAAAAUUUUAACCGUAAGAUAACUGGACGUGAAGAAAUUGGGCUUAGGGCUAUGAAAACUUUGCACUCUCUGAUCGCGUUCGAAAAUCACCUAAAACCAGACCGUGACCGUGUCGAGCUCUUUAGCCUUCUCUCUGGUUUAGCUAAAGUUUGAUGUUAUAUACAAUUUCAAUUUUCAUACAGUAUAAUUUCAUAGAAAGAUAAAAAAAUUACCUUUUAAGGCUAUGAUGAAGAAUGAUAAAAUAUUACAUAAUGUAAAAGAGCAAAAUUCGCAGACAGUUUAUGAAAAUAGUAUAUCUGAUGUAGGACCAAUGAUACAACCUGAAAAUCGUCCAGCAUUUCUUACAGUAUUAACAUUCGCGUGCGAAGCCUUAAUAGCAUGUGCAAGACAACUCGAUAUAAUGGAUGAAGAAUGCGGUGAUGGAAAUUAUGGAACCCUACUUGCGUAUAGUGCUAAUGCUAUAAAAUUAGCAAUUAAGGAAGGACAAAUUUUAGCAACAAGACCUGCUACAACAUUCAUGCAAAUAAGCUAUAUUAUUGAAAAAGAAACAACUGGCUUAGAAGGUGGAAUGUACUCAUUAUUUUUUGAUACUGUUGCAAAAAGCUUUUUUAAGUUUCGAAAUGAUGAACAAAUAAAUACCAAUAUGUGGUUAACUGCUCUAACGUCUGCAAACAAGAUGAUAUCUGAAGUUAGUGGAACAUUAGUUGGCGACCGAACUAUGUUAGAUGCUUUGGUACCUGCUGAAAAUAAAUUAAGAGACACAUUAAAUUCUGGCUCAAGUCCUGUCAGUGCAUUUGGGGAAGCUGUCAAAGCUGCUGAAACUUUUGCAAUGCAAACUGUGAAUAUGCCGGGAUUUUGUUCUACAAAUUGCAAGAUGUUGAAAUAUCCUGAUCCUGGAGCACAUGCCGUGGGCAUAUGGAUGAGAGCUGCUUAUGAAGGUGUCAAAUUGAAAUUUGGUCAUGAAUUCCAUGUAAGACUCAGAAAAACGUACUAUUUUUCAAAAGCAAUGAAUGCUGUAAUUGCACUGUGCACCUUCUGUGAAAUGCAUGGACCCAAAGUGAUAUUUACCACGCAAACAUAUCGCAACUAUGAUAUGCAGAAUACAGAAAAAUUAAAAUUUUAUGGACCAAAAGAAGUGUUGAGACAAGGUGAAAUUUCCUUUGAGGAUGGCCAAGAUGAAUGUGAGGGCUGUCAAAGCAUUGGAAAUGUUAAAUAUUUAAGUAAUGAACAUGAAACAAGAACAUCUUUCUUGUCUGCUCAACAUUCAUUAAUGCAAGAUAUUGGAAAUUUGUUAAAACAUGCUUGUGUUAGGAGUCUAAGUUGCGAAGUACACCCUGGUAAAGAAGGUGUUUGCUAUUUUGGAGAUGAGUACAGGGGGCAUGUUUUAAGUCAUACUUUUACAUUGAAAGAUGCCCAGGCACGAGGUUUUAGAAGAUGGUGCAGUUUUAUUGUUUUCAUGAGAGACAAGCAAUUCUUGUUGAACAUGUGGCCAUUUUUGAUUGAUAAUUUAAAAGAGGUAAUUAGAGAAUUGCAAGAUUUUGCUGAGAAACGAUAUAAUGCAGAGGAAGCGGAAUGUCCGCAAAGGGCAAUGAGAUUGACGACAGCAAACAGCGGAAUGAGAUGUCAUAGUACUUCCAUUAAACAGUCUAGAACACUUAUUGAUAUAACAAAUGAAAAACAUGUUUUUGUGAGAAUUCAUAUGUGGUUAGUAUGGAUCCUCAGUGCUGGGGCGAGGCACUUUAUAGAAAUUUUCCCAAUGAGUUUAUUAGAUGACGAACUUAAUUAUACUUUUGAACAUCAAAUUGAAACUGAAGAAGGCUUUACUUUAGUGAACGCAAAAUUACCAGUAAAUUUUAAUUUUAAUUGGGAUGACUCUGAGCUUUUGCCAGAAUUUUCUGAAGUUGCGGAAAAAUCUACCGCUGUAAUUUUACGAAAUUUAAAACGAGUACUAGGGAAAGAUCAGUUUAGACAGUUGCUGUAUUCCUGUUUAACUGGUAUUCAAGUCUUGGUCAGAGGUCCAAAGAUUCAAAGAUUGGAAUCUUUAUAUGGACUCAGCAGUCUUGUUCCAAGAGCGUGUCGACGGGUAAAAAUACAAACGUUGGAAUACAUGGAUCCUGAUGCAUGUAACUUUAUUGCUGUAGACACUUCAGUAGCAGUUCCUUUACCUUGUGCCACUGUAUGCAGACUAGAUAUAAUACUCAACGAACACAAGGUUGGGAAUGCAAAAUCCCAUAUAGUAAAAUGGACCGGUACUUUACCAUUGAAACUUCCGACCUUGCUAUUAAAAAUUGAAAAAUCACUUGACAAUGAAAAACUUGGAAACUCUGUUCUUAAAGCACACUUUGCGACUCUUCAAGAAGAAUGGGCUAAUAUUGCAAAAGUUAUUCACGCGAUGCAUGGACGAGGCCAUCGUGGUGAUCUUUCUGGACUUAUGCUCAGUUUGGGCGCUGGAUCUCAGGACAAAAAAUUAUUGGAUGCAUGGUCUAUGGGAUUACCAUCUAAUCCAGCAUAAUUUAUUAAAGAUUAAUUUGUUUUAUUGUACACAUUUUAGUAUAUCGGUGGAUGUAAUAUUUAUUGUAAAUUAUGUGUAUAUGUAUAUUUUUAACUCCAAUUCCUCGCGUUUGCUCGAGAGGAAUGCUUACUGUGUGUUCAAGGUUGUGUUUUUUUAUUUAUAAUUCAGUCAAAAGCAAACUGUGUAUGUGAAUUAAUAACUGAAUUUAUUAAGUACAAACAUUGAUAAUAAAUAUGUAUUUUGUUUCAUCAAAUUUUAAAAUGGAUGUAUAAUUUGUGAACGUUAGUAAUUCUCAUGGUAACUGUGUUUGAUGGCAAUUUUUAAUUGUACUUUUAAGUUAUAUAUGUUUUCAAUUUCUUUAUAAAAUAAAAAAUCUGUAGAUAUAA